CUUUCUUUAUCAACAAGUCGACUCCCUCUUGAAACGGAAACCGGCGUCGUUUGAGGCUCUCCGCGGGCAACCGCCUCCUUUCUUUCACGCUUGCAUCACAAUUGUAAUCACAGGCGCACGUAAUGGCGUGAAUCACACAUUCCAAUUUAAAUUCAACUCGCCUGUCUUGCUUCGGGGAAAAAACACAAGAGAGGAUAAAGAUUCCGAAUUUGAAUGGUUCACGCGUGUUUAGCUAAAGCCAACAUUGCUUCCUUCUCCAUUUUAGGGUUUUAAGCAGUCAGCAGCAGAAGAGGAAAGAGUAUCAAAUUGCCCUUCCAUCGUUCCUUCUUAAUCAGCCCCACGAAAUCUUCUUCUUUCAAAAUAAUGGAAGGGAAGAAUCCAGUGCGGUUUACGUUAGGAAAGCAAUCGUCACUAGCACCGGAGAGAGAUCGAGAAGAAUCUGAUUUUGAUAUGGAUGGAGUUGAUCCAGGAGUGAGGCUAAUGUACUUAGCUAAUGAAGGAAAUCUAGAAGGGAUCAAAGAUUUGGUGAAUUCUGAUGUUGAUGUUAAUUUUCGUGAUAUUGAUGGCCGUACUGCCCUUCAUAUUGCUUCUUGUCAAGGCCUCACUCAAGUUGUCGAUCUUUUGCUCGAUCAUGGGGCCGAAAUUGACCCCAAGGAUCGUUGGGGUAGCACUCCUCUUGCAGAUGCUAUAUUUUACAAAAACCAUGAUGUGAUCAAACUCUUGGAGAAACGUGGUGCAAAACCUCUGAUGGCUCCUAUGCACGUUAAGCAUGCACGUGAGGUCCCGGAAUAUGAAAUCAAUCCUGACGAACUGGAUUUCACUAACAGUGUGGAAUUAACUAAGGGAACCUUUUGUGUAGCAUUAUGGCGAGGAAUUCAGGUUGCUGUUAAAAAGCUUGGUGAGGAGGUGCUUUCGGACGAGGAUAAAGUGAGAGCAUUCAGAGAUGAACUUGCAUUGCUUCAGAAAAUACGGCAUCCAAAUGUGGUCCAGUUUCUGGGUGCUGUUACUCAAAGUAGUCCAAUGAUGAUCGUGACUGAAUAUUUACCCAAGGGAGAUUUUUGUGCGUUCUUGAAAAGAAAAGGAGCAUUAAAACCAAUAGCAGCUGUGAGACUUGCACUUGAUAUUGCAAGGGGAAUGAAUUACUUGCAUGAGAAUAAGCCGGUACCAAUAAUUCACCGUGAUCUUGAGCCUUCAAAUAUAUUGCGGGAUGAUUCUGGGCAUCUGAAAGUCGCAGACUUUGGAAUUAGCAAGUUGCUUACAGUUAGAGAAGAAAAACCUCUAAUUAGUCAUGACAAUUCCUGGCGGUAUGUGGCUCCAGAGGUUUUCAAAAAUGAAGAAUAUGAUACUAAAGUAGAUGUUUUUUCCUUUGCUUUAAUCCUACAGGAGAUGAUUGAAGGCUGCCCACCAUUUUCUGCUAAACAAGAACAUGAGGUUCCUUCAGCUUAUGUGGCAAAAGAGCGUCCGCCUUUUAGAGCUCCAACAAAGUCCUAUGCACAUGGACUUAAAGAGUUAAUUCAGGAGUGCUGGCAUGAGAAUCCAGCUAAGCGACCAACUUUCAGGCAGAUACUAACAAGACUGGAUGCCAUUCAAAACAGUAUUGGUCAUAAGAGGCGUUGGAAGGUUUCUCCUCUGAAUUUGUGUCUGGGGAUACUGUACUUUACCUGAGGUGAGACCACUGAAAUGCUUUCAGAAUCUGGAGGCAAUGUUAAAGAAGGAUCGUAGUCUAAGCCACCGCAGCUCACGUUCUUACAGCAGUAUAUGAAUAAGCAAGAGUUUGUUACCCACUUAGCUUUUAUAUGUGCAGAGAUUUUUAUCAAGCAUUGGUGAUCAAAGGAUUAUUUUACUAGUUUAGAGCGCAGCUUUCCUGCCUGUGUAAUUCCAUUUGCAAUCGGAUUUUCGUUGUUUGAUAUUUAUCAACUCUCCCAGUGAAAUUGUGGGUUGAGAAACAAACUCCAUAUAUCAUUCACUGUUGUAGUUCAAAACACCCUGGCUUCUCAAAUAUGUACAUCAUGAGUGCUAUAAAUUUCUUUAUCCUGAUUAAAAUUUAUUUUGCUAAUCUUUGAUGUGGA
Messenger RNA from Populus euphratica (Euphrates poplar), 2069 nucleotides. Its product is annotated as serine/threonine-protein kinase HT1. The coding region runs from base 364 to 1665 and encodes 433 amino acids. The record is from RefSeq and is a predicted model, not a curated record. The transcript is spliced from 12 exons. Gene Ontology annotation, biological process: protein phosphorylation. Gene Ontology annotation, molecular function: ATP binding; protein serine/threonine kinase activity; protein binding. NCBI's taxonomy places the organism in Eukaryota, Viridiplantae, Streptophyta, Magnoliopsida, Malpighiales, Salicaceae.